Messenger RNA from Eurytemora carolleeae, 1012 nucleotides. RefSeq names its product acidic phospholipase A2. Lineage: Eukaryota; Metazoa; Arthropoda; Copepoda; Calanoida; Temoridae. The coding region runs from base 297 to 812 and encodes 171 amino acids. Gene Ontology annotation, molecular function: A2-type glycerophospholipase activity; calcium ion binding. Gene Ontology annotation, biological process: phospholipid metabolic process; lipid catabolic process; arachidonate secretion. The record is from RefSeq and is a predicted model, not a curated record. The transcript is spliced from 14 exons.
UCAUACCCAUUCAUCAGGAAAAGCCGAGUUUUCUGGAUCUGAAACAGUCGUCUUUUUCUUCCAGCUUCAAUCCUAACUCUAAUCAAUACUCAAAUACUAGGUCCAAGGAGAACUCUUACAAUGAGACUGACCUCCAACAACCUGGACCCGGCCUCCAACAACCUGGACCCAGCCUCCAACAACCUGGUCCUGGCCUCGAACAACCUGGACCCGGCCUCCAAGAUCCAAUCUGGUCGGAGGUGUUGGAGGAAGGACAGAGGAAUAAUAGUAAACGAGCUGCCUCAGAUCUUUACAAUAUGAUCAAGUGCGGGACAGGUUGCAAUCCUCUAGUGUUUAAGGGUUACGGUUGUUACUGUGGGUUCCUUGGAUCUGGAGGUGUUGUGGAUGGAAUAGACAGGUGUUGUAAGAUGCAUGAUUGGUGCUAUACAACAACCACAUGCGUCAACUUAGAAUACAAUCUGCCCUAUUUUGUACCGUACAAGUGGACUUGCAAUGGUGGUGCACCAUACUGCAUGGCCGGGCAUACAAAGAGUACAAAUACUGCUAGUUGUGGUCAUCAGCUCUGUGAAUGUGACCGUGAAUUUGUGGAGUGUCUAUCAGAGUUCAAAUGUCCACAUAAAAAGGCUAUGUGUAAAUCACCCUGGAGGUAUUUUCAAAAUCUUUUUAUGGGCCUAGGAACAGGAAUGCCAAUGGAUGACUCGUACAACAAUAUCCACGGACCCCGGCACCAUCUGAAACCUAGAAACCCGGUGGAGUAUCCGAAACCUAAGUUCCACAGAAACAGAGUUAAUAUAGAGGUUGGGAGAGUUUAGAAGAGUUAUAUUUGAAGAGGUUUUUAGCCAAUGUGCCAUAGAGAACAGUGGCGUCUAUAUAUGUAAACUGACCAACGAAGAUGUGAAUCCAACAAUUAUUUAUUUGUGUAUUUAUUUAUUCAUUAAUUUAUUUAUCUAUUUAUUUAUUAUUUAUCUAGAAUGUAAGGCAUAAUUUGUCAAUAAAGAGGAUAAUUUUUUAA